AUGUCCUCAUUUUUUACGCUUCCCGCCUCGCAGCGGAAGCGGAAGAGGGAGGACCGCGGCGCCGCUCCGGCAACCAAGAAGAGAGGUGUGACGGCUGCUAGACCAUCUGGGGCAAGAGAUGGAAAGCGGGCAAGAGAAAGAAGCCAAUCGAUAUCCGGAAGUGACUCGGACGAGGGCGACGACCACGAUGAUGACGAAGAAAUCCCAGAAGGUGGAGAAUCAGACGAGGAAUCUGGCUCCGAGUCAGACGAGGCAGAGACGGCUGCGGAGCGAAGAUUGAGGCUGGCCGAGCGAUACUUGGAGAACAUCCGGGAAGAGGUGGAUGAGGCCGGCUUUGAUGCAGCAGAGAUUGACCGCGAUCUGAUUGCGGAGAGGCUAAAGGAGGAUGUGGAUGAAUUCAAAGGGCGCACAUAUCGUCAAAUAGCUUCGCAACUUUCUUUUUCGACAGCAGCGCACUCUUUCUUCCGCGCAGACACACAGUCUACCACUGCCAUUGCUGUUCAUUCUCCUUACGUCUACACCGUGUCGAAGGACAAAACUUUGAUCAAGUGGGAACUGGCUACACCGACUGAGAGCGCAGAAAGUGUCAAUGAGACCUCCAAGCGCGCACCGAGACCUCAGCGCAAAAAGCCUAAGAAGCUAAAGUCCGUCCGUGGGCUGCAAAAGGUCGCCGAGAGCGAUGAAGAGCAUGGUCACACCGGGAAUAUUCUGUCUGUUGCUAUCUCACCGUCUGGAAAAUAUGUCGCAACAGGCGGUGCAGAUAAGAAGCUGAUUAUCUGGGAUGCGGACACUCUGACACCAAUGAAGACCUUUACGCAACAUCGGGACACUGUUAGUGCGCUUUCUUUCGCAAGGCAUAUCUCGACAAUGAGCUCUGGCGAGCAGCUGUUUUCAGGAUCUUUCGAUAGAACCAUCAAGACAUGGUCUCUAAGCCCAGCGGGACAUGCAUACGUGGAAACACUCUUUGGUCAUCAAGACAAUGUUACAUCUGUUGCUGCGAUGACCAUUGACCAAUGCGUCAGUGUCGGCGCGCGGGACCGUACUGCAAGACUGUGGAAGGUGGUUGAUGAAAGCCAGCUUGUCUUUCGCGGUGGAUCUUCAAGGAAUGCCUCGUAUCAUGAGAACAACCUUGACUGCAUCGCACCUCUUCCUCCGAAUCAUUUCGUGACUGGCUCUGACUCGGGUGCUCUCUCGCUCUGGUCUGUACACAAAAAGAAACCUUUAUACACAGUACAACUUGCCCAUGGUCUGGACCCUCUGCCGCCGUUAAACGAACUUUCCUCCGAAAUGGACGAGAAGGUGGCUGCAGAGCACUCCAAGCAUCUGAGACGGACUCCCCGCUGGAUCACAGCCUUGGCCACCGUUCCCGGGACUGACAUUGUUCUCAGCGGGAGUUGGGAUGGUUGGAUUCGGGCGUGGAAAAUUUCAGAGGAUAAGAAGACGAUCCACCCGCUUGGACCCGUUGGUGCCGGCGGAUCACUGACAGCCAGUCCAUCGCUGCAAUUGAAACGAAACCUCGCAUUUGAUGCCAAAGCCGACCCAGAGAAUAUGGAGGUCGAUCAGGCCGAGGACCAGCGAUCCGAAGAUCAUAUCGAACCGUUGAUCAAGGGUAUUGUGAACGAUAUUGCUGUCUUCGAGCGCCGUCCAGACACCAUCAAACCUGGCCAGUCCGUCGAAUCCAAGGGCCAAUCCGAGUCGAGCUCGAAACCCCAACUCCCCCAAGCCCGCGGUCUCUGCAUCGUCGCUGCAGUUGGCAAGGAACAUCGACUGGCCCGCUGGAAAUUUUAUGCUAAUAAUUACCACGACGGGCCCACCUCCGAUGGCCGGAAUGGCGCUGUUGUAUUCGAAGUACCGUUUGAAUCGGAGCCACCGGCAGACUCAUGA
Molecule: messenger RNA, 1884 nt
Organism: Penicilliopsis zonata CBS 506.65
Lineage: Eukaryota; Fungi; Ascomycota; Eurotiomycetes; Eurotiales; Aspergillaceae
Exons: 2
Coding region: 1-1884 (627 amino acids)
Cellular component (GO): small-subunit processome
Molecular function (GO): snoRNA binding; protein binding
Source: RefSeq, a predicted model, not a curated record